Molecule: messenger RNA, 1268 nt
Organism: Rattus rattus (black rat)
Lineage: Eukaryota; Metazoa; Chordata; Mammalia; Rodentia; Muridae
Gene: Trappc5
Product: trafficking protein particle complex 5
Exons: 2
Coding region: 141-707 (188 amino acids)
Biological process (GO): endoplasmic reticulum to Golgi vesicle-mediated transport
Cellular component (GO): TRAPPIII protein complex; TRAPPII protein complex; TRAPPI protein complex
Source: RefSeq, a predicted model, not a curated record
UCACAGGCCUUUUACGACGCCACCAAGAAGUUCCGCUGAACCCACCGCGGCACAGUUCCGGUUGAGACCUUUCCGGGCCGGCGCGCACGGCCCUCGUCUUUUUUUCUGUGCGUCCCGAGCAGCGUUCCCGGGACUGCAUCAUGGAGGCGCGUUUCACGCGCGGGAAGUCGGCGCUCCUAGAGCGCGCACUGGUGCGGCCCCGCACUGAGGUGAGCCUGAGCGCCUUCGCCCUUCUCUUCUCCGAGCUGGUGCAGCACUGUCAGAGCCGCGUUUUCUCUGUGGCAGAGCUCCAGGCACGCUUGGCUGCCCUGGGCCGCCAGGUGGGCGCCCGAGUCCUAGAUGCCCUGGUGGCCCGUGAGAAGGGUGCUCGGCGUGAGACCAAGGUGCUGGGUGCGCUGCUGUUCGUCAAGGGUGCGGUGUGGAAGGCACUGUUCGGCAAGGAGGCGGACAAGCUGGAGCAGGCCAACGACGACGCCCGCACUUUCUACAUCAUUGAGAGGGAGCCUCUCAUUAACACCUACAUCUCCGUGCCCAAGGAGAACAGCACGCUGAACUGUGCCAGCUUCACAGCGGGCAUCGUGGAGGCUGUGCUCACGCACAGCGGCUUCCCCGCCAAAGUUACAGCGCACUGGCACAAGGGGACCACACUCAUGAUCAAGUUUGAAGAGGCUGUUAUUGCCCGAGAUCGGGCCCUGGAGGGACGCUGACCCCACGGGACAUAAAGGUUGAGCAGAUCCCGUUUCCAAGUUUGUGUUGUGUCUUGUGUAGGGGCGUCAGAUCUGCCGAUAUCCUGAUCCUGGUCCCCGGUCCCAGACUGAGGGAGUCGGAAGGCAAAGUUGUCAGGCAUAGGCGGAGAGUAAGGAACCGGACAUUGGGCUCACUUGGCCUGUGCUUUCAGAUAAGGUUGGAGGCUUGGAUGUACUGGGGAGAUCGGACACCUAUGGAAUUGUCGAUGGAGCCUGCAGUCUGGAGGGGCAGGGAUAUGAGGCUAAGAGGAACCAGGGCCUGGCAAAAUGCCAGCGCCAUAGCCUAGUUUGUAGGGUGCCCUGGGUUUGAUUCCUUACACCACAUAAAAUGGGCAUAGUGGUGCAGAUUGUCUCAUCCCAGCACUAGGAAGGUAGAGGGAGAAAGAUCGUAAGUUCAAGGCCAUCCUCUGCUAAGCAAGUUUGAGAUCAGCGGUGGGAGCAGAGGAUUCUUUCUUAAACAAGUGGGAGGCAGGGGUACUCUUCCCUCGAAACUCAGUUUUCCUCAAAUCUCUUUUUUUUUUU